Messenger RNA from Oncorhynchus nerka (sockeye salmon), 1662 nucleotides. RefSeq names its product transcription factor 24. Bases 315 to 860 code for a protein of 181 amino acids. NCBI's taxonomy places the organism in Eukaryota, Metazoa, Chordata, Actinopteri, Salmoniformes, Salmonidae. The transcript is spliced from 2 exons. The record is from RefSeq and is a predicted model, not a curated record. Gene Ontology annotation, molecular function: DNA-binding transcription factor activity, RNA polymerase II-specific; RNA polymerase II transcription regulatory region sequence-specific DNA binding; protein dimerization activity. Gene Ontology annotation, biological process: regulation of transcription by RNA polymerase II; developmental process.
UCAUACAGAAGAUCAAAGUGCAAACACAUUUCAAGGCAAGGGUGAAGAUUUUGUAUGCCUUUAUUUAUUUUCAGCAACCUACGUGGCCUGUUACAGAUCUAAUGCAUUUACGCACACUAAUCUACUGGUGAAUAGGCCUACAUUAACGUUAUAUUUUUUUGUAGGCAAAUCUAAGAUUUAUUCAAAAAAAUGAAAUACAGAUAACUUGUUUUCUUUCAAUCUGGGUGUUUUCAGUUUGUUUAGGAAUUAGACAUCUGGAAAUGUACAUUCAUCAACAAGACAUUUGUUACCCGUCAGGUUAAUAAGUGCUCCCUAUGCUUGGAAGACAGACGAUCCGCAUGGAUAGUGGAAAUGGCCCAGUGACAGUUAUGGAUGAGAGUCCCACAUCUAGCCCCAGCCCCAGUCCUGACAUGCUGACCACCGACAGUCGGCGUCCAGAGGCCCUGCAGCUCUCCAGGGUGGUCCAGGCCGGUGGGCUCUGUGGCAGAGGACGGCCGGCAGCAACCAACGCAGCGCGGGAGAGGAGUCGAGUGCAGACCCUGAGAAGCGCGUUCCUUGAGUUACAGAGGACUCUGCCGUCGGUGCCACCGGACACCAAACUGUCCAAGCUCGACGUGUUGAUUUUGGCCACCACGUACAUUGCCCAUCUGACUCAGACCUUGCAAGAGGAAGGGAUGGAUGAGGGAGAUAGCACUAGACAAACAGAGGCCUUACGCUCGCUGAAAGGUGAUGGUUACCUGCACCCUGUGAAAAAGUGGCCGAUGCGAUCCAGGUUAUACGUCGGAGCCAGCGGUCAGUUUCUGAACAAUUCAAAACAGACAGAAAAUCGAGGUGAAUCAUCGUCAACCUCAAGGACAUAAAUCUUUCCAUUGCAUAAGGAACUUCUCAUUCAGACGACCAUUAAUUAUGAAGACUCUUUCAGCAGAAUCCACCCAUGAGGACUUUUGAAAUGAAUAGCAGACCGUGGUUCGUCGCCUGACAUUAUACUUUUUAUUCAUCAAACAAUUGAAGUAUCUGCUUUUGACGUUUCAUAUCAUGUAAAGGGGGCAGUCACGAGACAGUCAACUCUUGCAAUUGUAGGAAACACAUUGUAAAUUAAUAUAUUAUGGGAUUUAUGUAUAUAACAUUUGAGAAAGCCUAAAUAGUGUUUCUCUGUUGUUAUUUUGGCCUUGCUCUGCUCUGUUUUCUGCAGUUAUGUACUUGUUGGAGGUAUUACCGUGUAUACUUUUAUUUUAAAUUCCAUGUGUUGGGUAAUGAUCUUUCGGGCUUGACUUGUUGGCUAUGCACUUUCAGUUAAAACAUUUGCACUAAAUGCAUGUGUGAAUAACUUAACAUCUGUCAUGUGAAGUGGUCUGUCAAUCUCAACAAUGGUAGGAGCCUCUUCAUCUCCCCUUCUUUCUUACGGAAAUGGUUGUAAAUGUGUUUGUUGAUAAUGUCUUGAGAAAUAAAAAUAAUGACAUGUCUCCCACUCCGUAGGUUGUAAAUACGUUUACUGAGAUGUAUUAGUUGUAAGUGAAUAAACAUGUUCUCUCAUUGAAGACAAGCUAUAUCUUUUAACAAAUCAAGAGGGAUUCCAUUUUAUUAUUUGCCUAAAAAGGAAUUAUGAGUAAACAUUAUUUGGCAAUAUGACAUUUUUUUGCCUGCAUGUAUUGACUCAGAUAA